AACUGUGGAGUAGGCGGGUACCAUAAAAUGGCGGAAUGUGUUGUUGUGAAGUUUGGCGGGGAUAGAGGUGUCUGUUACGGUGACGAUGGUAACAGUAAUUUGCAAGAUGAAAUGCACAACAGUACAUCAUACCAGACAUUCGGGAUUUACCACGCUGUGUGUAUUGCGUUGUCAAUCGUGACUUACGUCGUUGACGUUGUACUUCAUUGCUGGUUGGCAUACUUUUAUUUAACUCAAGGACAUGGGGCGUAUUUUGCGUAUUUUGGUUUAACAGUAACAUUUUUAGUGGUGCCAGCGCUUAUAUCAACCGCGUUCAGCAUGCGAUGGUACAUAAAUGAUGUGGAUGAACCAUCAUUGCCUAAACCACCACUGUGGAAAUGGGUGGUGAGGAUAAUAAUGCUGCUUCUACAGUUAGCUCCACUACUUAGGUAUUUUGACACAUUGUCAUAUGGAUGCCGGAGUGUGAUUGCUGGGAAGUUGGGAAAUGGGAUCAGACAGCAAAAAUUGUACAGAAUAAUGCUAGAUGAAGACUCUGAUGCUUCCUUGUUAAGACUGUUCCACUGUUUCCUUCAUUCUUUUCCACAAGCAGUACUUCAGCUUAUGAUUCUGCUUUCGGCUGCAAACAUCCAAGAAACAAGCCCAGUUCAAGGUCUCCAGUCUUGGGCUGUUGCGUGCUCUUUAAUAUCUAUUGCCUGGUCACUCACCUCUUACCAUCGAUCUGUAAGGUUUGCCAGAGAUGAUAAAGAAAAAUUGGCAUGGCAAGGAGCUGUGAUGCAGUUUUGCUGGCAUCUGUUGAGUGCAGUGUCACGUGUUCUGGCUUUGAGUCUACUGGCUGCACUCUAUCCUGCCUGGAUGGGGAUGGUCUGCCUGGCUCACUGGAUGGUGAUGUCAGCAUGGCUGGCUCUGAGCCACCAACCUACUGCAGUCUGUACCAGCCGCUGCGAGGAGCUGCUCUUUAGUGCUGCUCUGGGAUUUGCAUAUAUUUUGACUUUUGUGGCCCCACGUGAUGGACCGACUAGAUAUUCGUACCUUGCAUAUUACUUGGUGUUCUUUAUGGAAAACACUGGUGCUCUUGUUGUGUGGUGUGUUUCAAGCAACUCCGCACAAAAUCCUAUCCUGUACUACGGAGCCGUUGUUGUCCAGACAACAGCAUUUCUUCUUGCCAUUUUUUUUAUGCUUACGUAUUAUCGACACUUCCAUCCAAGUGGAACUACUAUCAGGCUCAGCAAAAGCAUUGCUAUUACGGAUCCGGGAACAGAGCUGAAACGUCGGACUACGAACCAAUAAAAAGUUAACAGUUGGUGUUUACUUGUUAUGUGAUCUGAAACUAUGUCACGAAAAUACAGUAUUUAUGUAUAUAAGAUUAACAGAGAUAUAUGUAUACAUAUAUGUAUAUUUUAAAUAUUUGAAUUCUCAAAGCGGAUUGAUAAUUUUGAUAUGGUGAGUUGAAGCACAAUUCAUGUCUGACUGCAACAAAAUUAAGGUUUACAGUUCCUUGUAAAUUAUGAAGAUAAUUGCUUUUGCAUAACCACAUGGAAGCAUUCAUUUUUUAAUACAAAGUAUUGCCUUUUAUGUUCUGCAGUUCUUUGAAGAAAUGAAACAGUGUUAUAUACUUUCAUUUUUCUAACUGAAAUGUAAUCUUUUUCUCAGCUUUUCAAUACUUAUUUUUAGAGGAUCUUUUUCUUUAUUUUUGUAAGCUUUUUUUUAUAGGUGAGGAUACAGUUAAAAUUUUAUAUUAACUUCUGCUCCUUGGAAAGAUUACAAGACUAAAUCAUGGGUAUUUCUAAAAUUAAAUUUGUAUAAACUGUCUUUGAAAAUGCUCUGUGUAGGGGUUUCGUAUCUCAGACACCAAACAUGUGGUAAAGAAAACUUCCAUACUGUAGAGCCUGCCAUGUCAUGCAGGUAUACUGUGGUUAAAGAACAACAUUUUUCUGGUUACCUCGUUAAAGUACCGCUCUUCAACUUGCCAGCUACAUUAGGAAAUGAGAUUGUUGUUCUGUAUAAUCUUACAUUAACACUAUGGUUUCCGUGCCUGAACUUGAUACUGUAUAGUGGUUAUCAGGUGAACAUCAGUAUUACUUCAAAUUUGUAUGUAACUGUGUUACAUAAGCCGUAGAUCUGUUAUUUUUCUGACCCACAUGUUUGUGUGUAAGAAAUAUCUUGUGCUGUACAGGUCGUCUCCAUAUAUUUUGUGGCAUGUUACUUGCAUUUAUAUUGCUUUACUGUAGGUGUUUGUAACAAGUGUUUUGUGCUGUCUUUUGAUAAUAUUUGGUGUAUAUGGAUGUACAGUCUUUUUGAAUGCAGACCUCUGCAGCUCUUUGUAUCUAAAAUUGUGAUAAGAUUUCUUAAAAAUUGGUUUUUAUAUGCACUUGUGUCUAGAAUUGCUUUUGAAUGAUUCUCAACCAAAGCAUUAUAUGGAACAGAAACAAUAUAUUUUUUAAUGGCAUGAGUUGUCUUGAAAGAGUGCACAGUGUACUAAUGUCAUAGCUCAGGUUCAUCUGAAUCAAUUUUAUCCACUAUAAGUGAAUGUAGAAAAAGAAAGGAUUAAGGUGGGGUAUUUGUAGUGUGCUGACAUGUUAAUUUUUCUUGGGCUUCAAGUCUUCUAAAAUUAUGUCAUCCUUUUGUGUACUGGUAGCCCCCUACCUACUUAGCCAUUGGAGGUCCAACCUCCUUUAACUUACUUCUUUUCUGUGCUGAAGGAUCCUGUAGUCCUGUAAGCUAGGAGUGCUGUGUGUAUUUGUAGAUAUUUUUGUGAGAGUUAGUGGAAGUUAUGCUUCUUGAAGGCCAGUAGUGGCCAGCCCAUCUAUCUUCAUGAAUUUAACAAAUUUCAUUACACAGAAUGUGGCAGAAGAUACACAAUGCCAUAAUUUGUCUCUUUUUCUUCUCUUUGCAGAUAUACUUCAGAAAAAUCAAUAUAGCUGUAUGCCACUGUAAAGAUGGUAUUGCUGUAAUUUUAAGAUAGUGACUGUGACUUAAAGCUACUAAAUUACGGUUCACCUAUUCACUUUACUUUGACCAGUGACUUGUCGUAUCACUUCAUUAGCUCCUAAUCAAUGUGCGUUGUUCAUUUCGUAACCCAAUUAACAUGUUGGUUGCGUAAUAUUUUCUUUCUCCCCAUUUAUAACCAUUACAUUACAAAUAGUCUGAAUCACAUGUGCAUUCACUGACCUGUUGUUGUGAUAAGGAAUAUGUUAACUACAAAUUUUCCUACGGUUUGGUUGUAAGAUGGCAAAGCAACGUGGAUUGUAAUACCUGGUUGGUUUAAAAAGUUUGCGUUUAACAAAUAAUGUGUGCUUAUGUGAGAAGAAUCAGCUGCAUUGAAAAAUUAAUAAAAAAAAGAGGUUUUUCCACCAAUGUCAAAUUUGCUAUACUUGAUAAUAUUAGCACAGUUAUGUGAUUAGUCUGGAGCUAUGAUUCUGGGUGGGGGUGAGGGACUACAAACAGUAUUUACAUACAAAAGUAAAAUAAGGUGAAUAGUACACAUUGACCAAUGUAAUGGAAGAUUUUGUCUUAAACAUUUAACCUUGACAGAGUCUGAAACAACUGAGCACAGGCCCCGUUUCUCCUAAAAUAUGUGUAAGGUAUCUUGUAAACAAACUGGUAUUCUAUUCUACUGAGAAGACAAAGCAAAUGCCAUCUUAUGACAAUAAAAAAUGUGUGUUUUAUGAGAUAGAGGUUGAUGAACAUUAGUAAAUUUGCAGUGGAUGAAACCUACAGUAUGAGACACAUGGUGAAGUUGUAGAGUUACACUAAUUUAAGUAGCCAGUACAAAUACAAACAACCUAAUGUUACAAGAAGUAGUUGGAUACCUAGUUACUCUGUAUCCACAAGAUAGUUUGUUGUUUUUGUAAGUGAUUUCUUGUGGGGAUCUAAAUGGGCACUGUAAUAAUUCAUACUAAUCCAUCUGUACACAAAGUUAAACAGAUUGAAACUGGGAAACUUGCUUUGCUGUGCAGUACGCAAUAUUCCUAGUCAAUGCAUCUUUUACUGUACAAUCAGUGACCAAAUUUCAGUUGCAAACUAUACAUUCUACCACUCUUCAUUGGAACAUGAAAUGUGCCAAUGGAUAUAUCUUUUAGAAAUGUUUGCAGAAGGUGAUGUACAUCUAUUCAGUGGCAGUUGUUGGGUGUAUGAUCUGAUGCAGUAACUAAUAAUCUCACACCAUGUGUAACAUGGAAUUUUUUUUUCGUUUAAGUUGCAGAUAGUUUCAUCAGGUUCUGUCAUGUACAUGCUAAUGUAUCAAUAGAUGAUCCCAUCCUACCGAAUUUCUCACCCAGUGCUAUAUAUACUCAUAAAGUGCUAUCACUUUUAUGGCAGUUUGACACACUUCUGGGUAUUAUGUUUAACAACUAAUAACAGGAAAGUCGAAUAAAUGGUCUGUGUCUGCUCCUGGCACAUAGUUACCACUGUAAAACAUUUGUAUGCUUAAUGAAUAUUCAUUGUGUGACUCUAAUUAUUGAAUUGUUGUGUAUUUGUUGCUCAGGAUUUGUGAAUCUAUUCUAAUAAUCACACUGCAGUUGUGUGUUUUUGGUAUAGAGAAAUUUAUGUGAUUUGAAGCCCCAGAAAACUCAAAUGUGAUGUUUGAUGUGAUCCAUAUAAAAGUUUAAGAGGCCACAUUUGGGAUAAAAGAUCUUAGUAAUUAUACAUAUUAUAUACAUGUAAGUUUAUAAAUGUGCAACUUAGAAGUACAAAGUAUUUUUUGGUAAGUUGUUUAUAAAAUUAUAGGAUAUAGAUGCAGUGGUAAUCUUUCUGAACCUGAAGUGCUUUUUUGUAAUCAUCCUGUCCACGUCUAAUUUAAAUCUAGAGCAAAAAUACGCAGAAAAUUUUUGUAUGUCCUCUGACGCUAGGUUGAAAGUGUGUGAAAGCUAGGAAAAAAUGUUUUGUAUGUCCUGUGACGCUAGGUUGAAAGUGUGUGAAAGCUAGGAAAAAAUGUCUGUUCCUUAUUGAAUCUCAGAGCAUUUGGUCUUGCACUUCUCUCAGGUGCUGUAGCAUUUAGAUUCAGAUAAAACUGAUGGAGAACUUUGUGAUGCAAGCAGCAUUGUGGAACUUUUAAGAAGUGAUAACACAUUUUACUGAUUGUAAGAAAUUUGCAUGUAAAUAUUGUAAUCAUAUAGAUUAUGUGUACCUGAUUGGAAGAUAUGACAUUAUAUUGUAAAUUUGCCAUUAACUGCUAAAAUUUGUAUGGUUCUACUAUUCUAAAAUUAGGCUUUAAUCAAAGAAAACAUGUUUACAGUGUUUGUCUGGAAAGUAAUGCUGUUCUUUUCUUUGUUUUAUUAUUUAUUGAUCAGAUAGGUUCAACAACUUGAAAUUCUUUGAAGUGUGACCCUUCAGCAUCAAUACAUUGUUGUGUAUUUGUUGCUCAGGAUUUGUGUAACCUUUCUAAUGAUCACACUGCAGUUAUGUGUCCCAUUUCAGCUGAGGAAACAAAAGAAAGUCCACUGAGGUCAGGUCUGGACUGCAGGGUGACUGCAGCAUCAUUUUCACACCAAUCUAGGUCAGGUAGGCCUGACAACAAAAGGCGGUGUGAGUGAGAGUAUUGCUGUGUGGCAGUUUCCACACGAAGUGCACAACUUCUUUCAGCUGCAGGUGACCCUCUGAUUCAGUCUCUGGAACCUCCCUUGUGAAAUUGAGUGCUGACAGUAAAAAAGCAUGAACUUCAUCCGGGACUUACUCAUGUGAGCCUUCUUUUGGUGUUGCAACGAUGCCAUGUGCCAUUCUGCACACGACCUCUUUGACUCCAGAACAUACUAAAAGACCCAUGGCUCAUCCCCAUUAUCACAUUGCCCAAGAAGUUGGGAUCAUCUUCACAGAGUUGCUAGAGUUCUUCACACACUUCCACUUAGUGUUGCUUUUGCACAUCGGUCAAAACUCUCACAAGUUUUGCUCAAAUCUUCCACAUAGCCAAGUCGUUCAAUACAAUCUGAUCAUGACUGUUUUCUGCGACUCCAGUAAUUCCGACAUCAAGCAAUCACUUAUUCAUCAGUCUGAAUUCAUUUACUGGUGCACUCAAGUCACAUAAUUAUCAGUUCGCGAUGUGGACGGGCAUACUUUCAGGCCUUGUUGGCAACCCUCUUGUGCUACCUGUUAGACUUCGAUGUGGAAAGGCAAUCUUCCCCUAUAGCUUCCUUAAGCAUUCCAAAAGCUUCCAGUGACAUCUUGUUGAGCCUCAUGUGAAACUCAAGUGCGUAAUAUUUCUCUAGAUUUUCUCCAUUGUAAGUUUGAUGCAACUACUACAUGAGGUUCAUGGAAGAAGCUGUCCUACCUAUCCAAGAGCAUGAAGGUGAUUGAGUGAACUACUGCUGGAAAGCAAAGGGUCAUCCUCACUCUCCCCAAAAGGUUCAGCCACUCUGUGACAGUCGCAUCACGAAAAAAAGUGACACAUUACUUUUCAGACACACCAUGUAAGUAUGCUAUUUGACCUAAACAGCAUUUCCAGGAAAUAUAGCAAAUAGUAAGAGGAAUAGUUAAAGAUUUUUUGAAGGAGAUAAGAUAAAAAUAAAAGUACAAAUGUAAUGAGAGGCACAAGGUUUCCACUCAAAACAGUUAGUGUGUGUGUGUGUGUGUGUGUGUGUGUGUGUGUGUGUGUGUGUGUUUUGGCAUCAAAUAAGUCCUCUUCCAUUUAUGAUGGGUAUAUUUUCAGUUGAACACACACAACGAUGAACAGUAUUAGUUCUGUCUUAAAAAUUAAAAUUUCAAGACUCUGUGUAGCCUGUAAAUGUGUACCUUUCAUAUUUUUUAUGGAAGGGCCUUUAAAAAUUUUUAAGAUAGAGAAGGAAGAUGAUAUGAUUCUGAUACUGUCUAACAGACUUAAAUUCUUUGUGCCAGUGCUAUGCCCCCUCUCUGUUGUAAGACUUGUUAUUGGCACUUAUAGAACAUCAUGGAUUCUGUUUUGUGGUAGUUUCUCCAAAUCAUUCUCAUAAUGUCCCAUCCCUAAAUUCUUUUUAUUUAUCUUAGUAUGAAAUGUUCAUAAAUUUCCUGCCUUUUGUGGGAGCAAACCAUAACUAUCUUAACAAGAUAUUGCCCUUUGUGCUGCUCUAAUUUUUCCCAGUUCUUUACUCUAGAGAGUAAUGCAUUGUUUCCAUUCCAAUGGUGAAUGAGUGUUUAUAAAAACCAAGGAGAAAAUAGCUGGUAAAAAACUGUGAUUAAUGUGAUAAUCAGGACAUUAAAUAGUCCUUUUCUGCUAGUCCUGCCCUAUUGAAUUAGAGACAGAAACUUUUUAUAAGCAGGCACACUUUUUUAUUUGUAUAUGCCUGUUGUAGUUCUCCAUUGGUCACAGUGAAUUAUAUUGUAAAGUGGCACACAAUGAGAUGGGCAACAAAGAGAUGCACUGUCAGUUGGGAUUUUAAGUGCCUAUACUUAUAAUUCUCGUUGCAUCAUUUUUUAUAAUUCUCAUUUGUUUACAAUUGUGAAGGUAAAGUAAUAUGUUGGGAACAGUUCUGAGAGAGAGUUUCUCAUGUGGUGACUGUAUAUGUUACUAGAUUGAUAAUGCUGCUUGUGCUGUAUGUCUGUCGUAUUGUUUGUUUGGCCUAUUUCUGUGAGUUAAAUAGUUUGUAGACGAAUUUUGCUAAUUUGAGGCAUUGUGAAUCUCUUACUCAUACAAUAUUUUAUACAGAAAGGUGUAUUAAAUUGUAAAUCCAUUUCAGACACUUUGUUGAAACAUUUACAAUUAUCAAUCUGCAUUUCAAUAACAGAAAUAUCUUUUUUAAUACUGUAUUAAUAAUUGAUACUCUAGUAUUACUGGAAGCAGUAAAACAAGGCUUCCUGCUCAUGGAAUGUUGACAAAUUUGAAAUAAAGUUUAUCUUUUAUUAA
Messenger RNA from Schistocerca cancellata (South American locust), 7810 nucleotides. RefSeq names its product XK-related protein 7-like. The transcript has 6 exons. Lineage: Eukaryota; Metazoa; Arthropoda; Insecta; Orthoptera; Acrididae. Bases 28 to 1287 code for a protein of 419 amino acids. Gene Ontology annotation, cellular component: plasma membrane. Gene Ontology annotation, biological process: engulfment of apoptotic cell; apoptotic process involved in development; phosphatidylserine exposure on apoptotic cell surface. The record is from RefSeq and is a predicted model, not a curated record.